This is a messenger RNA of Marchantia polymorpha subsp. ruderalis, 2534 nucleotides long. NCBI's taxonomy places the organism in Eukaryota, Viridiplantae, Streptophyta, Marchantiopsida, Marchantiales, Marchantiaceae. The record is from the annotation of a GenBank genome assembly.
AGACGAAGCGGGGGAUAAGGUGCUCAAGGCAAGCGGAGCGCGCACUCGACCCUCUCCCAGACACAGCACGCGCUCGCUUGCGCAUCUCGAGCGUCGUCGGCAGCUAUGGCACUCAUGGGAUCGCUCAAUGUCUCGUCGGCCGUCUCGUCGUCACCAGCGCGCUCCACGUUCUUCUCGGGCGCCCAAGCUCUCCAGGUUGAGGCAGGCGACGCACGAGUUACCUGCAGAAAAGAAGGCAUUCACCCAAAGUUCUUCACUGAUGCGAAGGUGUACUGCAAAGGAGAACUUGUGAUGAGUACCGGAGGAACUCAAAACGAGUACAUUGUUGAUGUAUGGUCAGGAAACCACCCUUUCUUCCAGGGUAACAAAUCUGCCCUCCUUUUGGAUGCGGACAGAGUAGACAAAUUCAAGCAGCGGUAUGGAAAUCUUUCGACUUUGAAUGACAUUCCAGUGCUGGAGAAAGGAGAAAUUAUCUUCGAGAAGAAAAAGAAGAACAUGAAGGGUAAGGGUAAAAAGUAGGUGAUAGGAUUCGGAAUGCUUUGAGACACAAAGUUCUCGGCCUCAAGCGCAGUAGUCCGCGAUAUCAUUGCUUUUAGGUUUCCGUUUGUAACAUACAGGUAUACAAAGGAGCAAAGCCGAGCUUUCGAGACAUGCAUCGGGGACCAUGGUAAUGAGAUCUUUUUUUCCUUUUUUAGAAGUAGCUAUGCUUAUUCUCAUCCCUCAGCAUUGGAGGAUUCUACGAACGUAGGGACACAUUGUUUCUUCAUGAUCAUCGGUCACACAAGUUUUCCAGCAGCUCGGAAUCGAAAGCCUUUGGUGGAGGAUACAUCCAGCUCCUUGUGAUAUGUAACCAGCUGUGUGUUCUACAGCUUGUCAGUGUUACUUUCUGGAUAUUUUCUCUUUUUCUCUCUUGAAUGCUUCCAAAAGCCUGCUGAGCCAAUUGCAAUCAACUCCAUCUCUGCCAAAAAUAUUAGUUCCUUCUCCGAGAUUCAUUGGACUUGACUCAUUGAGUGAACAAUCUAGCUAUGAAUUUAGGGCCAUUUUGACUUGACUGUGCAGAGAUAUCCCGAUUACGGUGCUCUUGACUUCUCGGCAUUUUGUCCAUUUUUUGUUAAUCACUUGUGAAGGAGGAUGCCUGAAGAAAACUAUCGUCAACUUGACGUUGUGAGGAGGACAAUUGCAAUGAUAAUCACUAAUGCUGCUGCUUUUGUUUGUGAUAAAGUAUCAGGCUUGCUAGUAUUUUGUCAUUGUCUAUGACCUCUUUUGUAAGGUAGUUUUUGAAGAUUUCACUACUAACCAGCUAAAACCAAUAAUUUUCCUCUCUUGCGAUCCUCACUCACCCGUGUACCUAAAUUUCGACUUCGCCAUUAGGAUGUAUUAUUCCUUAAUAUCCAUUAUAUACAUGUUUUAUACUGAUCACCGUAUACGCUAUACGUCAAGUUCCGGAUGCCGAAGCUACUACCCCUCACCGACUAAAGUUAUAGUAUCCUUUGCCUAACAUAGGCGUGUGAAGGUCCGUGUAUCUACGGUCUCAUGUGGUUAGGUGUGCCCUCUAGAUUGUAAACACUGCAGAUAAUAGUAGAAUAUGAGUCCCCAGAUAGAAAUUUCCUUCACUGCGAACAAGCUUGCCUCCACACGGAAUCUUCUAUCUGCCAAAAUGAAGGUCAGUGUACGUGCCGCCUUUGCGGCUGCAAGGUCCAUGCAAGCUUGCUACGGUGCAGAUAGUAGUAGAAUGUAAUGGGAUUACGCUGGAUGUUUGUACAAUGUUUUCCACUGCAAAGACGUGACCAAGACCUCUAAUCAACUAGAGUGACCUGAAUACGAUUCUGGCAGGUAAAGUUACUACAACGUUCAAAGGAGUGAUAUGAGUCAACCAUGAUUAGUGCAGAUCUCACAAAGUCAUCUGUGUCUUGGUUCCAUUACUCGACUUAAGAUUACUCGCCUCUGUGAGUAGAGUUGGUGGACUUUAUGCAACUUAGCAGAUGUCUAUCCUUCUAACCCUGCUGACAGUCUAUUAGUUCAAGCAAAUAAUGGCUCUUUCCUAUGCGAUUCAUCAAUGUCGCGUAUGUAUCAGUCCAUCUGUUAAGCAAACACACUUGCCCUGAAGACCUGCUGUUUCAUUGCUAUCCUGGUUGUGUCUUGUCGUCGUGUUGACCUCCUUUCCCUUUUAUCCUUGCAUUUACAUACUCGAAGAGUAGAAAAUUGAAUUCUGGUUUAGGCAUGACCAUAUGUUGCCUCAUCUUCGCCUGCUCGGACCAAGUGGUGAGAAAUGUAAAACUAGAAUUAUUCAUUAUAUUUGCCACCAUGAGAAUCUAUUAUCAUUCACUGUAGCACAGUGAAAUAGGUCAAACGAUAAUGUGUGAACAUUGAACGUCUCCCUGUGCACGUCAUCUAUCUGAUCCAGUGUAAAAGUGUCGAAGAUACCGCCGAACAAUAUUUGUAAGUCCAAUUCUGGGAGAAGAUUUUGAUUACCGUUGGUUGUUUACAUUCACCGCGUCACCGCGUAGUAACCAGGCUCUCUGCGGAAGCUGCUG